Molecule: messenger RNA, 822 nt
Organism: Maudiozyma saulgeensis
Lineage: Eukaryota; Fungi; Ascomycota; Saccharomycetes; Saccharomycetales; Saccharomycetaceae
Source: the annotation of a GenBank genome assembly
AUGAGUCUUGUCCUUAAGGGUUCAUUUCCAUCAAAAAUCUAUCAUUCAAAAUGUCUUCCAGUUACCUUGAAGCCCACAAUUGCCGAGGCACCUAAGGGUAUUUUUGGACCAGUUUUAAAAUUCAAAAAUUUUUAUAGACUACAUGAUAAUCGAGCAGAUGUAUUUCAUGGAGAAUUUAUUUCUUUGAAGUUUUAUCCAUCCGCACAUUUCGUUUCAUUAUUUAGAAAGACUAACCCUGCAUUUACUGUGAAAAGUAUGAUGAGUAAAUCAUUUUCAGAUAACGCUGGGUCUUACAUUAAGAAUUACUAUGCAAAGCAGAAAUCUGCAGUUCCAUCCAACUAUGCAGUCUGGAGGAGAAAGGUGAAGUUGUUAGUCCAAGAUCCAUUUUUUGAAGAAUGGACUAAUUUAGAUGGUCGGAAGGGGGUGGAACAGAACUCUCUCAUAAACCCAGAAGAACAGAUACCUUUAGUUGAAAGUUAUAAUAGAACGACACCAAAGGGGAUGGCGAAGGAUGGGUACUAUGAGUUCUUGAUUCAAAAAUAUCCGGACAAUGUACAAGAUAAUAUAGCUUUACAGAAUGAGGUACGAAGGGCAGUUGGGGUUGUUGCAAAUUUAGAUUGGGGUAAAUUUUUAAAUGAAAAACUUCCAGCACUGAGAAUUAAUCCGAAGUAUAUACAUAAAGUGGUAUUCAAAAAACGGACGCCAGAGACCUGGGUAGAAAAGGCUAACAAGAAGUUGAAUAUUGCACAUCUAAAUAAAUAUUUGAUCCGUUCUGAUAUUCCAUUAAAAUUGAUAAAAUUAAAGAAAAAGAAAUCUACUUAA